This is a messenger RNA of Paramecium octaurelia, 378 nucleotides long. Lineage: Eukaryota; Ciliophora; Oligohymenophorea; Peniculida; Parameciidae. The record is from the annotation of a GenBank genome assembly.
AUGUGUGAUAAAAGGAAAAGGUUUAACUCAGCUUUGACAUUCGAAGAAUUUGUCGAUUAUCAUAACCAAUUACCAAACACUCCUCAGCUUAAGUAAGAUUCAUCUUUGAAAUUUAGACCAAUUAAGCAGUCCGCUUUCUUUAUACCUGAAUUGGAUUUAGCCAAUGAUGUCUCAUAAACUUAGUUGAAUAUUCCUUUAGAAAUAAUUUUGGAAGAAGAACUGACAAGUCCUAAAGAAAUAGUAAAAGCAAAAAAGUCGAUAAGAAAAAGAUAAAGGUUUUUCAGUGAAAAUUCUCAAUAUACAGUAAUUAAUAUUUUGGAGAGAAGACUACAGAAAAAGAAAUCUUUCAUCCCCACUCUCUUUGAAUUAUGAUUCCCC